Messenger RNA from Grus americana (Whooping crane), 8738 nucleotides. It is a transcript of the gene CSRNP2, whose product is annotated as cysteine and serine rich nuclear protein 2. Bases 4697 to 6280 code for a protein of 527 amino acids. Lineage: Eukaryota; Metazoa; Chordata; Aves; Gruiformes; Gruidae. The transcript has 5 exons. Gene Ontology annotation, biological process: regulation of transcription by RNA polymerase II. Gene Ontology annotation, molecular function: DNA-binding transcription factor activity, RNA polymerase II-specific; sequence-specific DNA binding. The record is from RefSeq and is a predicted model, not a curated record. Gene Ontology annotation, cellular component: nucleus.
UGGGGCCCCCGUGGGGUGGUGGGAAGGAGCCGGUGGUGAUGGUGGGACACCUUGGUCCUGAGGAGGAGCCAUCAUGGUGGUCCUGGUCCGGUGUCCCCGAAGGUGGGGAGGGGUCGUUGCAUGGGGAGGGGUCCUUGCACGGGGCGGUUCUCCCCGUCGCAGGCGUUGGGAGGUGAGGAGGGGGCUGGGAUGAUCCCCCCUCUUGGCGGGCGCUGGUGCUGGGACCUUCACUGGCCCACGGUGGAGAAGGUUCCUCCUUGCCCAGCCCUCGCUGUGCCGUGGCCCCGACCCUCCUCGGGAUCGUUGCGGAAGGAGCCGAGGUCUGGAGUCCCCCGAGCUCAGGUGCUCCGUGGUGGCCAGGACCAGUUGCCUCCAGCUGUCCUCGGCCACUGUCCAGCGGGGGCCCAGCAGCCCCUGUCAGCCAGCACAGGAGGUCUUACCCCCUCACCCAGGAGAGCAUCCAGGAGCGAGGGUUCAGCUCAGCAACCCCACGCUCGCCCUCAGGAGGAGCUGGACCAGUAGGACAACCACAGCGAUGUUCUGCUCUACCCUUGCCCUCACCUUGAGGGUCUCGCAUGCCCCUCGCCUGCAAGGUCUCCCUCAUCUUGAAGGUCUCCCAUGCCCUCGUCUUCCUUCAGGGUCUCCCUCACCUUCGAGGUCUUUAGAUCAAGGUGUUCCAUGGAGCCACCAUGCUCAACGUGGGGUGGACCCACCUUUAUGACUCAAUUCUGGUGACGGGCAAAGGGACCGAGUGGCUUUGGGGUUUUUUUUUUUUUUUUUUUUGGACCAGCCUUUUCCGUAGCACCCGCCUGACCCUCCCCAGGAGGUCGGGCAGCAGCGUGGGAAGAUCUGCCCAUCAUCGAUGGAUGCAUCGAGGUGAUCCGGGGCUCUAGGACAACCCAGACCCAUCGUUACCAAUUUGUGAUGCUGGUUGCGUAAGCGCAGGCUCCAGCACCGGCGGUGCUUGAGCCGUGGGAGCUGUAGCCUAGAUUUACUCGUUAGCUGCGUUCAUUAGCGGCAGAGUAGAAGACGAAACCGAAUUUUCUGCCGUUUGUCGUAAAAACCCGAAGCCGGUCUCUCGCUGAAGCGCCGGUGGUGUAAGGACCGACCGAGGCUGAACUCGGAUCUCCGGCGUGCCGACCGGCCGCAGCGUCCCUGAAACGCAGCCCAGCAAAUCCAUCAACCUCCAGCCUGCGGAGGCCAACGGCCGAAUCCUGUGGGAAAACCUCCGACGACUAAUUUGUAAACGAGCCGAACUGCUGAACUCUUCGUGGUGGCCGAGCGGCCGUCCCUUCUGUCCCCACCGGGGUGGAAAUGAUUUAUUUAAUCUCAUUUCUUGGGCUCAUCAAUACGAGCUUCUGCCCUAAUUCCUGCCCCGGGAUAAUUAACGCCUGGAUUUGACGGACCACGGGCCGGGAGCGGCGUGCACCGUGCCGGGUGCUGAGUGGACGGAGGUGCGUCCGGAUCCGACCGUUUGUGCCAAUUCCUGGUUUAAUUCUGUAGGAAUUAUCAAGCGUGAGUUUAAUUUUUUUCCCCCUUCGGAGGGGGGUUUACGUGUCCCGCUGCAUCCAGCCACGUGCUCGAGCGUGCCGGACCCUUCCCGAGCGGUGCCGAACCUAAACCAAAGUCCUUCCGCCGUGCCGGGCGGGGGGGUGCCGUGGGGCUCCCCGUCCUGUCGGCCGUCCUUGAGGAGGUGAGCUGCUUUAUUUGCUGUUUGGAGGAAGCGCAGAGCGAGCUUUCGGCUUCUCCCUGGGUUUCUGUUUGCUUGCCCUCGGCAACAAACGCCCCUUUCCUCGUCCUCGGCGGGGGCUACGACGCGGGGACGGCGAGGUGGUGUUUCGGGGUGACGGUGGGAGCUGCUUUUCUGCUUACCGGGGAGCGCUGGAGGGUGUUUAAUUCUGCGCGACCGCAAAGCUACGGGGCCGUGGUUGCUUUUGGGGUCGGAGGCGAGCGGGGGGUGCCGGGCACCUCGGCGCAUUCGCCGCCACCCCCCUCCACCGCCGCUGCCCGACGUCACGGCGUGAUGCUCUGCAGUGAUGCUGCCGUGUCAUCCCCGGCAAUGCAAAUCCUGCUGCAUAAUUGGUAACGAGGGAGAGAACCGAGCUGGGGAGUGACUGCCGGAGGGGAAGCCCUGUUUUGGGUGGGUUUCACCCCGGGGGUGAGACGUUUUCCCCUUGAAAUCGCUGCCGAGAGCCCUCCUCGUCUCGGGGGGGUGGGAGGGGGGGGUGGUGGAUACGAAAUUGCAGCCUGGCUCCUUCCAGCCGCCGGCUCUGCCUUUGCGCUCCGGCGUCGCCUUCCUGGGAGAUGCCGAGCGCUGCGACGGAAUAAAAUGGGUUCCUUCGGUUAUUCCUCGAUUAUUUUUUUUUCUGGCUUUAUCCUGCAUGCCGUGAUCCGAUCUUAAAUCCACCCGUUACCAACCAGGACAGGGUUGGGAUGCUUCUCCGACGCCUGACGGGCUGCUGCUUAGCCCGGGGGUCUCUCCCUGUAUAUAUAUAUAUUUAUUUUCUUCCUUCUUGCAUAUCGUUCCCACCUUUUCCUCAUCCAGCUGCUGAAAUAAUCCCACGUCCCUGUAUUUGACACCUCCGAUCCCUCGAAACCCUGGGAGGCUUUUGUCAGGAUCCGCUUUUGGUUCUUGUUUUUUAUGGGAAACUUAUUUAAACCGGUCUCCCCCCCCGCCAAAAAUUGAUGCUCGAGAUUAAAGCAGUUUGUAGAGGGGAGUAAAUACAAGGAGGAAAUCUUGAGCAUCCUCCGAGUUACUCGGUCCCCGAAACCCUUGAUCCGUGCGGGAUUUUUGGGAGCCGUCACAAAAUCCGUAGGAUGCCCAGAGGAUCACAAAAUCCGCAGGAUGGCUCGGAGGGUCCCCGCCUGGUAAUUACUAAUUACUCUGAAUAUCUGGAAUAAAACCAGAAUUGCCAUUUCGGUCUCCGCCUGGACCAGCUGCGACGGAGGAACGGCCUGGCAGCGCAUCCGAGAUGGAGCGGGGGAUCGUCGGAGGCGACGCCGGAGUCACGGAAGGCGAAAGGAAACUCGUUAAUGGGACUCGGAUCCGUCGGCAAACGAGCUUUGGGAACCACAGCAGCAUCCAUCCCUCGCCCAGAGACGCUCCCGCCCUUCCUCCUCUCCCGAAAGCUGGGAACCAGCAAACCAGGAGCGUGGGGUUGGUUUUUUGGUUUUUUUUUUUUUUGCAGCAUGACAGCGUUAAUUCCUCGUGAUGAUUUGGGCUCGUUAAUCGACUCCGGAUGAGCUUUGAGCCGGCAGGUUUUCCCGAUCGGAUCUUGGAGCGUCGUGGCUGGACCGGCUCUGUCUCGGGAGGUUCUUUGCAUCCCAUCUCUCUCCUGAACCCCUCCUCGCUCCCAAAGGCAAUUCCAGCAACGACGGACGUGAAAAAAAUUAAUAUUUUCAGUUGAGCUCUUUUUGGUGUGGUUUAAUAGCGAAAAGAAGGGGAAUUGGGGUCACGCGACCCCUUCCUCACAGCGUUUGAGUCAAGUUUUUUCUUGCCGCAUCCCAAAUCCCCUCCUUGGGGCUUUAUCUCCAUUUAAAAACUGAACAAAACCUGCAAAUGGUUUAUUUUCAUUUUUUUCCCCUCACUCCGCCUCUUCUCGCCAUCAUUAAUAGAUUUAUUAUAUUAUUUUUUUUUUCCCUGGCUGUAUCUUUGGUUGAGGAGGGAGGAGGAGAUGCUUUCCCUGCGGGAUGAGCAUCCCUGCCGUAGGCAGGACCCGGCUCUUCGCCCCCUCUCUCUUUAAACCUUCCCUUAAGCCAGACCUAGACUCUGGAUUAAAAUCCUCGUCUCACUGCAGAGUAAAAUCCAACGUGAGGACGAGGGUCUCUGAAAUCCUCCCGCUCCGUGCCGGGUCUCGGGGGCUUCUGAGCUGCCGGGCUCGGCUCUGCGCCCUGGGUGUUUUCAAAAUUAUUCUUUUUUUAUUUCAAAGAAAGGGUAAUUUGAGCUAAUAAAUGAAUUAAACUGGCCUCUGCAUCGCACGGGGGGCAGCUGCCGCCGCGCCGAUAAAGGAGGAGGAGGAGGAAGAGGAUGCCCGCGUGGGCGGGGGAGCUUUGACCGGGGAGAAAUGAGAUAAAACGUUUAUUUUUCCGGCUGCCCCAUCCCCUGCAGCGUCUCGCCGCUCCCCGUCCGCAGCCGUCCCUCGAGGCAGCCCCCCGGGUGGGCGCCCGCCUUGCGCCGUUGGUCCUUUAUAGGAAACACCGUUACCAGGAACCACAGAAUUAUUUACGUUCAAAAAGACCUUUAAAAUCAUCGAAUCCAACAUCUCCCGAUGGAUCCGUCCAGGGGAGGAUCCGGUCUCCGAUCCCGGCCGGAGUUUGAUGCCGGAGGUGGAGGCGGCCGGUCAGACACCGACGCUGAUUUUCCUCGCCGUAAGCACCCGAGGGAGAGGGGGUUUAGAUGAUAUUUUGAAAAUUUGCUGUGGAGGGAAUGGGAGAAACCGCGGAGAGGCUCCUCGUUAAUUAUCUCCUUCCUAAAACGAGGCCGAUGAAGUUGGCUGAGCCCCGGGACGGGCAGCACCCGCAGGAGCCCGGCCAGGGACGUGCUGGGCACGGAAACGGGGCGGUUUUGGGGUGAUGGAGGUGGUAAAACAAGGGACGCGGUGAGCCCGCCGGCAGCACCGGGGGCCGGCACCGGAGAGCUGGUGGCAAAGCAACCCCCCCUCGCCGCCCGCCGGCUCUCCAUGCGAACCGCGGCCAAAUGGAUGCGAUCGCGAGCGCCGGCCUCAAGAGGAAGUUUGAGGAUGCGGACGUGGGCUCGCCGGGCUCCAACUCGGACGACGAGAUCUCCAACAGCGACAGCGCCGAUAGCUGCGACAGCGUCAACCCCUCCAGCUCCGCCGGUUUCAUACCCACCUCCAUCCUGAAGCGGCAGAAGCAGCUUCGCAGGAAGAAUGUCCGCUUCGACCAAGUGACCGUCUACUACUUCGCCCGACGCCAGGGCUUCACCAGCGUCCCCAGCCAGGGCGGCAGCUCCCUGGGCAUGGCCCAACGCCACAACUCCGUCCGUCGCUACACGCUCUGCGAGUUCGCCCAGGAGCAGGAGGUGAAUCACCGGGAGAUCCUACGGGAACAUCUCAAGGAAGAGAAACUCCACGCCAAGAAAAUGAAGCUCACCAAGAACGGCACGGUGGAGUCGGAGGAAGCGGACGGCCUGACGCUGGAGGACGUCUCGGACGACGACAUCGACGUGGAGAACGUGGAGGUGGACGACUAUUUCUUCCUGCAGCCGCUCCCCACCAAACGCCGCCGAGCUCUGCUGCGAGCCUCCGGCGUUCACCGCAUCGAUGCCGAGGAGAAGCAGGAGCUACGGGCCAUCCGCCUGUCCCGGGAGGAAUGCGGCUGCGACUGCCGCCUCUACUGCGACCCGGAAGCCUGCGCCUGCAGCCAGGCGGGGAUUAAAUGCCAGGUGGAUCGCAUGUCCUUCCCCUGCGGCUGCUCCCGGGACGGUUGCGGUAACAUGGCCGGUCGGAUCGAAUUCAAUCCCAUCCGGGUGCGGACUCACUACCUCCACACCAUCAUGAAGCUGGAGCUGGAGAACAAGCGGCAGGGCGGGCGGCCGCCGGCGCCGGAGGAGGAAACGGCCGCCGCUGCCGCUCACGGUCCCACCGGCGACUGGCUGGGGCCGCAGCCGGCCGAAACGCAGGACUUCCAGGAGUUCAUGGCGGAGAACGAGACGGCCGUCAUGCACCUGCAAACAGCGGAGGAGUUGGAGAGGCUGAAGGCUGAGGAAGACUCCAGCAACGGUUCCGGUGUGGAGAGCUUAGGUGUUUGCAUCCUGGAGGAGCCCCUGGCCGUGCCGGAGGGUUUGUGCCCGGGUCUCGCCGCCCCCAUCCUCAUCCAAGCCCAGUUACCUCCGGGUUCGUCCGUCCUCUGCUUCGCCGACGGCUCGGAGCAGGCGGCCUCGGCGGUGGGCGACCAACCCUACUUGAACGAUGGGCCCGUGGUCUACUACCAGGUGGAGCAGCGGCCGGUGCUGGGCACCAAGGGCGAGAGCAGCCCGGCAGAGCCGUCGGCAUCGUCCUCCUGCCCGGGCGAGAAGGACCUCGGCGUCCUCCCCGUCCCCGUGGUGACUUGCAGCCGAGCCGCCGCUGCCGCGAGCAAGGGGGAAGCAGCCAAAAAUCCUCCCUCGUCCCCGGAGGCCGCGCCGUCCUCCAAGGGCUGCCGAGCACCGGCUGCUCCCCGCUGCCCGCGCUCCCCGUCCCCCGUGCCGCCGGAGCAAGCCCCGGAGCGGCCGCACGAGCCGCCCUCCGCCGAAGAGCGCUCGCCCGUCCUGCCCGUGUGAGCGGCCCCGUUCCCCCCCCUCCUCGGCGCUCGUUUAUUUAUUGCCAAUAAUAUUUUACGAACUGGCGGCGGCCACCGGUGGUUAUUUAAUUGCUGGGGGGGUGGGGUGGGGGGGGAAGAGCGGGGGCUGCUUUGUACAGAGGAUUUUAAACGGCGUCCCCUCGCCCGGUGCCAGGAGCCUUUCGCUUGCCCGGCAGAGAUGGUUUUCGCGGCUCGGCCGAUGCCGGCGGCCGCUCGGUUGCCACCCGCGUGCCGGGACACGCCUGACCUGGAGCCUCCUCUUCCCACGGCAGCUCCUUCCUGUCCCCCACCGCAGCCCCGGGCUGCCAGGAGACCUCUGCCCUCUGGUUUUUAAGGAAAAAAGACCUUUUUUUUCCUUUUUUUUUUUUUUUUUGUUCCUUUAAUGAAUGUUUACCAGGCUGUGUCACAACCCGGCGCCUCCGAGUGAUGCUCCCCCUUCCCUACGGCACCGCCGGCCACCGCAGCCGGCGCGAAGGGGCCAGGACGGAUCGGGAAGGACCUGGAGCCGGCGGGGAGGUUCCGAUUGCACAAGAGAGGCGACACUGCGGCCCGCGAGCUCUCCUAGAAAAUUUUGGGGGGGGUUUAACCACCUCAAUUUGAAGAGUUUGAGCCCUUCGCGGCCGCGAUGGUGAACUGUGGCCGGCCGGCCGUCCCCGUGCUCCACGUCGGCCUCGAGGAACAGUCAAGGCAUCCAGCUGCCGCGUCCCCCGGCCAGAAGCAGAAGCACUUUCCGUCCCCCCGGCUCCGCCAGCGCCGGGAUGGGCACCCCCCCCCCCAACCCCCACUUCGCCUCCUGCCCAAACCGGCCCCCUCGAAGGUCUCGGCGCUGCGUCUCGAGGGGCAGGAUGGGGGGGGGGGGGGGUCACUUCUCCGAGCUCCCCUUCCCUCGGCUUUAACCUCCGCCCUCGCUCCAGCCUUAUCCCGGCCAACGGGACGCGUCUCCCCUCCGUCUCCCGCCGUUUCCCGGACUCUGGAUGAGCAAAUUCAAAUUCACCUUUUUUUUUUUUUUAAGGCAAGAAUCGGGAGGAGAGCGGGGAACGAGGAGCCCCCAUGCCCAGGGGCUUCCGCUGCUGGAGGGUCCGCUCCAGCGCAGCCCCGGGGCUGCCGCCCUCGCUUCUCCUUGGGAAAUAAUAAAAAAAAAAAACCAAAACCCCUCGCAGGGGACGCUGCUCGAAAGUGGGGAGGAAAAACUGCGGCCUGACGAAGUGCUUUAAUUGUUUUGGGGGGGUUUGUUGGGGUUUCAGGCUCUUCUUGUGCUUCUGGCGGUCGCCUCCCUCUGUCGAAAGGGGUUUAAAGGGGUUUUUUAAAACCCCUUUGCUGCUCUCGCCGCCUCGGUGAGCGGUUCCAACCGAGCCUUAAGCCUGGCAAAGCGGCUUUUCCCCGCCAGCCCCUUCUCCGCGGGGCAGCGCGGAGGGGAAGGUGCCGCGUCCCGAACCGGAGGGGCCGGGUGGACGUUUCCCCCCCCCGCCACCGCCCGCUCUCCCUGCCCUCGGCCGGCACACAAGGGCUAAAUCCGGGCGGAACGAAGCCUUACCCCCUUGUCGGGCGCUUCGCCGGCCGCGUCCCCACGUCCCUUCCCGGCGGGGAGCUGCCACCGUGCCGGCGCCGGUUUGGCCGUGGCAGUGGAGGGGGGGUUUUAUUAUUUCAGCUCCCGCACGAAACGGAGCAACUCCCAGCUGGAAAAAAAUAAAACAAACGGUGACACCCGGAUGGGUUCAAGUCUUUUAUUUUCCCCCCCCUUUUUUUUUUAAUUUUCAACGGACUCUGCGCUCCCUCUCCAGCUCUGCGUCCGGGCCCUCGGCCACCGCAGCCAGGUCAGGACCCGCUCGUGACUCGUUAGGCGAUUCGUUAACGAGCCCGGAGACUCCGUCAACCCGACAGAAUGAAUCCUAAGACGCCGGAGAGGACGGGUGCUUUCACAAUAAGCAAAGAACUAAUAGGAUUUAUUCUAUUUUUACAAAGAGAACUAUGCUGUUAAUAGUGCAAUGAAAGCGCAUUUCUGCCUUUUAUGAUUAUUAAUUUUUUUCGGUUGGAUUAAACGUACUCACUGACACUAACGCUGGGUCCUGCUCGAUUCGUCGCCGUGUAAGAAACCAAACAGCCCGGCUCCUCCCUGGUGCUACCGAGCUGCUGCGGGCACCACGGCACCGCCGAAAUCCAGGCGUCCCCCCCCCGCCCCCCCCCGGCUCCUCGUCCUAUUUAAACAGUGACUCUGCGACUCCUAAACCGCCCCGUCUCACACUAAGGUGGCUUUUUUUUUAAUUUUAUUUUUUUAAUUUUUCCAGUGUGAAUCCAAAGCUUGUCCUCUGAAUAUUAUUUUUUAAUUUUUAUUUCUCUCCCCCCCCCCCCCCCCGGCCUUUUCUGUUCUUUUCAUGGUGAUAAUGCUGUAUUUAAAGAGAAUAUUUAAGUGUAAAAAUAAAAGAAAUGCUCAAACUUGC